AUGACAACAACAAACCAAGAUAGUAAGAAAAGAAAAAUUUCCGAGGAGAGUGGCGAGUCAUUCCAUGAGAACAAGAGACAUUACUCUGAAGGAAACUCUAUUGAACUUGAGUUGGAUGAUUCCCUCGAAGGAAAUGUAACGGAAAUGGCUAUCGAUCCUUCAUCAUUCAGAAGCUCUGAAAACUACCUAAAGUGGCAAACAACCAUAUCUAAUGUUGUUAAAUCAGUCGUAUCGAUCCAUUUUGCCCAAGUCGCCCCAUUUGAUUGUGACCCAGCAUUAGUUUCUGAAGCAACUGGUUUUGUUGUAGAUGCUGAUUUAGGUAUUAUUCUAACUAACAGACAUGUUGUAGGACCUGGUCCAUUCGUUGGGUAUGUCGUUUUUGAUAAUCAUGAAGAAUGUGAUGUCAUUCCAAUAUAUAGGGAUCCUGUGCAUGAUUUUGGGUUCUUAAAGUUUGACCCUUCAAAGAUAAAAUAUACCGAAAUACAAGCAUUGAAAUUGAUGCCUUCGUUAGCUAAGGUUGGUUCCGAAAUUAGAGUUGUUGGUAACGAUGCUGGUGAGAAAUUAAGUAUCCUUGCAGGUUUUAUUAGUAGAUUAGAUAGAAAUGCCCCAGAUUACGGUGAUUUAACAUACAACGAUUUCAACACUGAGUAUAUACAAGCCGCAGCAUCUGCAUCUGGAGGGUCUAGUGGUUCUCCAGUGGUAAAUAUUGAUGGUUAUGCUGUUGCGUUACAAGCAGGUGGUUCUACAGAGGCCUCCACAGAUUUCUUCCUUCCUUUAAAUAGAAUCCUGAGGGCACUAAAAUGUCUUCAAAAUAAGAAAUCUAUCACUCGUGGUAGUAUCCAAGUACAAUGGUUAUUGAAACCAUAUGAUGAAUGUAGAAGGUUAGGACUGACACCAGAAAGUGAAACUAGAGCUAGACAAUUAUUUCCGGAAAACAUUGGUCUCUUAGUUGCUGAGACCAUUCUAAGAGAAGGGCCUGGUUUUGUAGGUGGUAUCAAGGAAGGUGACACUUUAAUUUCCAUUAAUGGUGUUGACAUUUCUUCAUUUAUCCAGGUUGAUGAUAUUUUUGAUUCCAGUGUGAAUGAGGACGUUACAUUAAUUGUCCAACGUGGCGGUGUCAAUCAUUCAAUUGUUAUUAAAAUACAAGAUUUACAUUCCAUUACUCCAGCAAGUUAUGUUGAAAUAUGUGGUGCAACAGCAAAUAAUCUAUCUUACCAAAUGGCUCGUUGUUAUGCGCUUCCAGUGAAAGGUGUAUUUUUAAGUAGUGCUACUGGUUCUUUCAAUUUUGAUUCUAAAGAAAAAGUUGGUUGGAUGUUAGAUUCUAUUGAUAACAUAGAGACACCAGACUUAGAUACAUUUGUUGAGAUCAUGAAGAAAAUUCCAGAUCGUUCUCGAGUUACUGUUAGAUACCAUCACUUAACUGAUCAUCACUCCCCUCAUGUCACUUCCAUUUAUAUUGACCGUCAUUGGUGUAGUGAAUUCAGACUAUAUGAACGUAAUGACGAAACUGGUUUAUGGGACUACAAAGACAUAUGUAAACCACUUCCCCCAAUUAAAAUCGAACCACAAUCUGCUCGUUUUAUAGACAUCCCCUCAGAAAAUCCCGAAAUGGCAAAACUUUCUCAUUCUUUGUGUAUGGUCUCUACUGUUGCAGCAAUUCCAUUAGAUUCUCUAUCUGCGGAUACUUUGAAGACUUCUGGUCUGAUUAUAGAUGCUGAAAGAGGUUAUGUAAUUGUAUCCAGAAGAAUCGUUCCUCAUGACUGUUUAGACUGUUUUGUUACCAUUGCUGAUUCAGUGAUUGUCCCAGCCACUGUUGAAUUUUUACACCCAACUCAAAAUUAUGCCAUCGUUAAGUAUGAUCCUGCACUUGUAAAUGCUGAUACAAUCACUCCCAAAUUAUCAUCAACCCCAAUGAAACGUGGUGAUAAAGCUCAUUUUGUUGGUUUUACUCAGAAUAACAGAUUAGUAUCGGCAGAAACGAAUGUUACUGAUAUUUCAUCUGUCAGUAUCCCAAGUAAUAUUAUUCCAAGAUAUAGAGCUACCAAUUUAGAAGCUAUUUCAAUCGAUUGUAAUAUUAGUACAAGAUGCAACUCAGGUAUUAUUACAGAUUCUGAUGGUACAGUAAGGGCUCUUUGGUUAUCAUUCCUAGGGGAGAGACAAGAGAAUAAAGAAAAAGUAUACUUAAUGGGUCUUGAUAUUACUACAUGUAUGACUGUUAUUGAUAUAUUGAAAGAAGGUAAAAAACCUGUCAUGAAUAUCGUUGAUGCUGGUUUUGGAUCCAUUUCAAUUUUAAAUGCUAGAAUUAGAGGGGUUCCAGAAGAAUGGAUUAAAUCCAUGGAAAGACAGUCCAGUAAUAGAUUACAAUUUAUGACCGUUUCAAGAGUAUCAUGUACUUUAGACAAAGUUAAGUUGGAGACUGGUGAUGUUAUUUUGUCUGUUAAUAACAAACUUGUAACUGAGAUGGAUCAAUUAACUGGUGUUGUUUCUUCUACGGAUGUACAUGACGAUGCUCAAACUCUAAAAUUUAAAGUGGUACGUGAUGGUGCUGUCAUUAAUUUGGAUAUUAAGACGGUAAACGUUAAUGAAACAGAUAGCAUCUUGAUAUUUGCGGGUUGUAUCUUACAAGAACCUCAUCAUGCUGUGCGUCAAGCUAUGACUGACAUUCCAAAUGGUGUCUAUUGUACAUUCAGAGGUGAAUCAUCACCAGCGACUCAAUAUGGUAUUUCUGCUACCAAUUUUAUUACACAUGUUAACGAAAUCGAGACACCAAAUUUAUCUACGUUUUUAAAUGUUGUUAAGCAAAUACCUGAUAACAGUUAUUGUAAGAUGAGGUUGAUGACGUUUGAUAAUGUUCCAUUCGCUAUAUCUUUAAAGACAAAUUACCAUUACUUCCCAACAGCUUCUCUUCAAAAGGAUAAAUCUUCUGGUAAAUGGAUAGAAGCUGAAUAUAAUUCCAAUGGAGAAAAGACAAACGAAAUAUAA
Messenger RNA from Maudiozyma saulgeensis, 2982 nucleotides. The record is from the annotation of a GenBank genome assembly. Lineage: Eukaryota; Fungi; Ascomycota; Saccharomycetes; Saccharomycetales; Saccharomycetaceae.